GACGUUUCAAAGAACACACUCAAGUUGUAAAGCUCGCACGGAACCGAAAUGCGGGGCGUUCUGGUGCUAUGUUUGACCGUAGCGGUCGCGUUUGCGGCGGAUACUGGAAGUCCCACGCCCUUCCAGUUUGUUACGUCGACACCAAGCUAUAACCGUUACUUUGGAAGAUAUUCAACCACUCCCGCUAAUGCCGGUCGCUACGACGGCCGCUAUGACCCUGGUCGCUAUAGUGCCGGGCGAUAUGACCCUGGCAAGUACGACCCCGGUAAAUACGACCCUGGUAAAUACAACCCCGGCAAGUACGAUCAAUCUGGACGCUGGAUUCCUGACGAUUCUGGCAAGUACAAUGGUGACCGCGGGGACCGUGGUGGCGCUGGUGGCUUCUAUGUUCACCAAGGAAGUGAUGGUGGAAAGUACCAGCCUGACAACAACGACUACAACGGCGGUGGAGGCUACACUGGAGCAGCGUACACGACUUCCGCAUACGUUCCUACAACUACUGAAGCGCCGAGACCGACAUCUACCUCGGCUCCCAGUCCCUCUCCUUCUCCCAGUCCUACCCCAAGCCCGAGCCCUGUGCCAGUUUUCGUGCCAACAUACAAGCCCACUCAACAACCCUACGUCGCUCCUUCAAACAGACCUUACGAUGAAACCUACUUGAACAGAUACGACAUUAUCCGUUUGUAUCACGAUUACCUUCCUCCUGGUGGUUACCAUUACCUUCUUGAGACUGAAAACAAAAUCCUCGCCGAACAAGACGGCAAGGUCGAGCAAAUAGACAAAGACAACUAUGGUCCCAGAGUUAAAGGAUUCUACGAGUACCUCGGUCCCGACGGUGUUACUUACAGAGUCGACUACACCGCUGAUGAGUUUGGUUACAAGCCAGUGGGUGUUCAUCUACCUUAAAUGCUCUAGUCACUAAAAUUACAUAAAUAUAUCUAUUUUUUAAGGUUAUUUUAGUGCUGUUUAUUUCUCUGAAGCUUCUUGCAAAAGUCUUAUAUUCCUAGCUUUUUAUUGUUUGCAACAGUGUUGGAAAUAAAGGUUUAUUUAAUUUA
Papilio xuthus (Asian swallowtail) is the source of this 1055-nucleotide messenger RNA. NCBI's taxonomy places the organism in Eukaryota, Metazoa, Arthropoda, Insecta, Lepidoptera, Papilionidae. The record is from RefSeq and is a predicted model, not a curated record.